UAUAUUACAAGAAAAUAUUUGUUCAGACAAACAUUGAAAAAACUCAGGUCUACUCUAUUGCACACAUGCAUAGUAUAUAAUAGUCGAGGGCUAACCCACCCAUUCAGUCGUUUUCAGUCCUUUUCAGUCCUAUUCAUGUAUUUUACAGUGUUUUGCAACACAAGAACCAAAUAGAGGCGAUAUAGUGAACAAAAUAUGCCAAACAGUGACUCCUAUGCCAAAUGCAUGGCUUUCGGGUACUCGACGUUUGAUAAAACGCCAAAAUUUCAGCUCUCUAUGAGUGCCGGUGACGAACACCACUGUUCAGGCACAUCUGAGCACAGCUGCCGUUCCGCACAAACCACUGCUCCACUAAUUCCUCAUAUCUUUCCUAAAAAACGACAGAAAUAA
Molecule: messenger RNA, 390 nt
Organism: Oppiella nova
Lineage: Eukaryota; Metazoa; Arthropoda; Arachnida; Sarcoptiformes; Oppiidae
Source: the annotation of a GenBank genome assembly